Molecule: messenger RNA, 1099 nt
Organism: Sitodiplosis mosellana (orange wheat blossom midge)
Lineage: Eukaryota; Metazoa; Arthropoda; Insecta; Diptera; Cecidomyiidae
Product: BTB/POZ domain-containing protein 3-like
Exons: 2
Molecular function (GO): protein binding
Source: RefSeq, a predicted model, not a curated record
AUGGAAGUUAUUUCUGUAGAAGAAUCACAACAACAAUCAUCAGCAAAACGUAAAAAAAUGGACAAUGAAGCUGAGUCCGAUUCGUCAAACUCCAGAAAUGUUCAGAUGAGCAAUUAUGCGUUGAAAGUGGCUGAAAAGCAGUAUUUGGACGCAGCAACGGCCGAUGUGUAUUUUCAAUGUGGACCGGAACGCGAACGUAUUGCAGCGCAUAAAAGUGUAUUAUCCAGAGCAAAAUUACGUGAAGAGUACCACAAGUCAAAAGAAGAAGAAGCAGAGGUAGAAAAAGGUGAAAGAAACGCUGAAGAGCUCGAAAAAUUCAACGAAACUGACAUAAAAUUACCGUCGACAUCGCCCGAAGCAAUGAAGGACUUUCUGCAAUUCUGUUACAAGGGAAAGGUGAACUUAAAAAUGGAAAACAUCACUGAAGUGAUGGGCCUGUUGGACGAGUAUCAAAUGUUUGAAUGUUUAGAAGUGUGUGGCAAGUACAUGGAGCAACAUUUGACCAUUGAAGACAUCUGUUGGGCAUAUAAUUGGUCAAUUCACUAUAAUAUCGACAGCUUGAAACAGUUUUGUGAGCGAAAAAUCAGCGCUUGUCCGGAAACAGUGUUCAAAACCAAAGGAUUUCUUACGUGCGAGUACAAUAUCUUGGAACGCAUUGUGAAGUUGGAGUCACUUACAUGUUUUGAAAUAUCCAUACUGGAGGCUUGCUUAGAUUGGUCUCGAAAUGCAUGCGAACGAAAUGGUUCGGAUGCGGCUCAAACAAAAAAUAUACGGAGUUACCUGAAGAAUUCACUCUAUGAAAUCCGUUACGGUUCAAUUGACGGCAAAGACUUUAUUAAAUUCAUUAAUAAGUAUCCUAGACUUUUUACAGAUCCAGAAGAUUAUGAAGAAAUAUUUCGCUUAACAUGUGGCCAGAAGGACCUAAAAACUGAUCGUUUUAAACUUUUGCUACGAUCAGCAAACAUUUUCCCAUGGGAGCCAACAAAGGUGUUGGAUUGUAAUCUAAGAGGAAGUUCACAGCAUACGCAAAAUCUAUUUUCAUCGGGAAUUUCGACUGUUUUUACAUCGAACCAGCCAUUGCUUUUGGGCGGUUUCAAAU